Dipodomys spectabilis (banner-tailed kangaroo rat) is the source of this 1401-nucleotide messenger RNA. RefSeq names its product cytochrome P450 2C19-like. The record is from RefSeq and is a predicted model, not a curated record. Bases 55 to 1401 code for a protein of 448 amino acids. The transcript has 11 exons. Gene Ontology annotation, biological process: xenobiotic metabolic process. Lineage: Eukaryota; Metazoa; Chordata; Mammalia; Rodentia; Heteromyidae. Gene Ontology annotation, molecular function: oxidoreductase activity, acting on paired donors, with incorporation or reduction of molecular oxygen, reduced flavin or flavoprotein as one donor, and incorporation of one atom of oxygen; heme binding; iron ion binding. Gene Ontology annotation, cellular component: intracellular membrane-bounded organelle; cytoplasm.
AUAAAAGGUCAGCCCUGCAAGCUCACAGUACUCUCAGAAGAAGAGAAGGCCUCAAUGGGUCCAGUAGUUAUCCUGGUGCUGGGUCUCUCCUGUCUUCUUCUCUUUUCAAUAUGGAGACAGAACUCUGGGAGAAGGAAGCUCCCUCCAGGUCCCACUCCUUUCCCAAUUAUUGGAAAUAUUCUGCAGAUUGACAUUAAAGACAUCACUAAAUCUUUAACCAACUUCUCGAAAGUCUAUGGCCCUGUGUUCACUCUGAAUUUGGGCAUGAAGCCCACUGUGGUGUUGCAUGGAUAUGAAGCAGUGAAGGAAGCUCUGAUUGACCAUGGAGAGGAGUUCUCUGGAAGAGGCAGGCUCCCAUUGGCUGAAAAAGCUAACAGAGGCCUUGGAAUUGUUUUCAGCAAUGGACACAGAUGGAGAGAGAUGAGGCGCUUCUCACUCAUGACCUUGCGGAAUUUUGGGAUGGGGAAGAGGAGCAUUGAAGAGCGUGUUCAAGAGGAAGCAUGCUGCCUCGUGGAGGAGUUGAGGAAAACCAAGGGCUCACCCUGUGACCCCACCUUCAUCCUGGCCUGUGCUCCUUGCAAUGUCAUCUGCUCCAUUGUUUUCCAGAAUCGUUUUGAUUAUAAAGACCAGAACUUCCUGAACUUGAUGAAGAAAUUGAAUGAGAAUGUCAAGAUUGGGAGCUCACCAUGGAUGCAGAUCUACAACCUUUUCCUUGAUCUCAUUGAUUGUCUACCAGGAAGUCAUAAAACAUUACUAAAAAAUUUUGAUGAUAUAAAUAGUUACAUUUUGAAGAAAAUAAAUGACCAUGAAGAAUCACUGGAUGUUAACAAUCCAAGAGACUUGAUUGAUUAUUUUCUCAUAUGUAAAUGUCAGGAAAAUCACAAGGAAUCAUCGGAAUUUACUAAUGAAAAUUUGACAAUGGUUGCAUCUGAUUUAUUUGGUGCUGGGACAGAAACGACGAGCACAACACUGAGAUACUCCCUGCUGCUCCUGAUGAAGCACCCUCACGUCACAGCAUGGGCCUUUUCUUCAACCUCUAUGUCUAUGUUUAUAGAUUUGACCUUUCAAGUUCCCAAGGGCACAACCAUAUUGACAUCACUGACAUCUGUGCUACAUGACUCCAAGGAAUUCCCCAAUCCAGAGAUGUUUGACCCUGGCCACUUUCUGGAUGAAAGUGGUAACUUUAAGAAAAGUAACUACUUUAUACCUUUCUCAGCAGGGAAACGGAUUUGUGUUGGAGAAGGCCUGGCCCGCAUGGAGCUGUUUUUAUUCCUAACCACCAUUUUACAGAACUUCAACCUGAAACCUCUCGUGGAUCCACGGGACCUGGAUACCACUCCUGUUCUGAAUGGGCUUGCCUCUUUGCCACCAGCAUACAAGCUCUGUUUCAUUCCAGUGUAA